Molecule: messenger RNA, 2782 nt
Organism: Tachyglossus aculeatus (Australian echidna)
Lineage: Eukaryota; Metazoa; Chordata; Mammalia; Monotremata; Tachyglossidae
Gene: SEC14L1
Product: SEC14 like lipid binding 1
Exons: 17
Coding region: 451-2598 (715 amino acids)
Biological process (GO): negative regulation of RIG-I signaling pathway
Cellular component (GO): cytoplasm; cytosol
Molecular function (GO): RIG-I binding
Source: RefSeq, a predicted model, not a curated record
GCAGCAGCAGCCUUAGCCUUAGCCGCAGCCUCAGCCGCUCCGGAGCCGCCGGGAUGACCGCGUCCCGCCGACCCGUUUUCCGGCCCCGGCUUUUCUGACAGGAGGAGGGCCAGGCCUGAACUACGAGAGAGCACCGUCUCCCCGAGAUGAAAGAUGGUGAGUCCGUAGUGCCGCUUGGAAGAGAGUUGAAGAUUUUUUUAUUUUGGCGCGGGGAGGGGGCCCUGACAUCUGUGCUAGGAAAAGCAACAACCCGACAAGCAUGAAGCAGAAUGCUCUCCAACACAAACAGGAAGUUGCUCACCGGAUCCGUUGGCUCAAAAGAGUAGUGAUGUGAGAGAACUUCAGAAGUGAAUAUUUAAGAAGACUUCAGGCGAAGAUCACACUAGGGCUUUUCCAAGCUCCUCUUCGUACCGUAUUGGCAGGAUCAACGAGCACUGCUCCUUCGCAAUCAUGGUCCAGAAAUACCAGUCCCCCGUGAGGGUGUAUAAGCACCCUUUCGAGUUGAUUAUGGCGGCCUACGAGAGGAGGUUCCCCACGUGCCCUCUGAUCCCCAUGUUCGUGGACAGUGACACUGUGAAUGAAGUUAAGAGUGACGACGGGGCCAUCCAUGUCAUCGAGAGGCGCUGUAAACUGGACAUUGAUGCCCCCAGACUGCUCAAGAAGAUUGCGGGAGUCGAUUACGUUUACUUUGUCCAGAAAAACUCCUUGAAUCGCCGGGAGCGAACUUUGCACAUAGAAGCAUACAACGAAACCUUCUCCAACCGAGUCAUUAUUAACGAGCACUGUUGUUACACGGUUCAUCCAGACAACGAAGACUGGACCUGCUUUGAACAGUCUGCGAGUUUAGACAUCAAAUCUUUCUUCGGCUUUGAAAGCACCGUGGAAAAGAUUGCCAUGAAACAGUACACCAGCAACAUUAAAAAAGGAAAAGAAAUCAUUGAAUACUACCUGCGCCAGAUGGAGGAAGAAGGCAUAACGUUUAUUCCCCGCUGGACCCCCGCCCCUCUGACCGGUUCCUCUGAGAAGAGCAUGUCGUGCAUGCCGCGGCCCGUGUCUCCCGCCAUGAGCAUCCCGGACCCGCCCCUGAAGGAAGGGCCGACAAGUGAGAUGCUCAGCAGCUCCAACAGUCCCACUGAGCCUGCGGCGGGAACGCCAGAUGAUAAAUUGGAUGCGGAUUACAUCAAGAGAUACCUGGGGGACCUGACACCCCUGCAGGAAAGCUGUCUCAUCCGGCUCCGACAGUGGCUUCAGGAGACCCACAAGGGCAAGAUCCCAAAGGACGAGCACAUCCUGCGGUUCCUACGGGCCCGGGACUUCAACAUCGACAAAGCCAGGGAGUUCCUGUGCCAGUCUCUCACGUGGCGGAAGCAGCACCAGGUGGACUACCUCCUGGACACCUGGAACCCACCCCAGGUCCUCCAGGACUACUAUGCAGGAGGCUGGCACCAUCACGACAAAGACGGCCGCCCCCUGUACGUGCUCAGGCUGGGGCAGAUGGACACCAAAGGCUUAGUUCGAGCUCUCGGAGAGGAAGCCCUGCUGAGAUACGUGCUCUCUAUAAAUGAAGAAGGACUGAGGCGGUGCGAGGAGAACACUAAAGUGUUUGGCCGACCUAUCAGCUCGUGGACCUGCCUGGUGGAUCUGGAGGGGCUGAACAUGAGGCACCUGUGGCGCCCGGGUGUCAAGGCCCUGCUCAGGAUCAUCGAGGUGGUGGAGGCCAACUACCCCGAGACCCUGGGCCGCCUUCUCAUCCUCCGCGCCCCGAGAGUGUUUCCGGUCCUCUGGACCCUGGUCAGUCCUUUCAUCGAUGACAACACUAGGAAGAAGUUCCUCAUUUACGCGGGCAACGACUACCAGGGCCCCGGAGGCCUGCUGGACUACAUUGACAAAGAGAUCAUUCCGGACUUCCUGAGCGGAGAGUGCAUGUGUGAAGUCCCCGAGGGCGGGCUGGUGCCCAAGUCUCUGUACCGGACGGCGGAGGAAUUGGAGAACGAAGACCUGACGCUCUGGACGGAGACCAUCUAUCAGUGCGCGAGCGUUUUCAAAGGCGCACCCCACGAGAUCUUAAUUCAGAUCGUGGAAGCCACCUCCGUCAUCACUUGGGAUUUUGACGUGUGCAAAGGGGACAUUGUCUUUAACAUCUACCACUCCAAGAGGUCCCCGCAGGCCCCGAAGAAGGACUCCCUGGGAGCUCACAGCAUCACGUCGCCGGGCGGGAACAACGUGCAGCUGAUUGACAAAGUGUGGCAGCUGGGGCGGGACUACAGCAUGGUCGAAUCCCCUCUGAUCUGCAAGGAAGGGGAGAGCGUGCAGGGCUCACACGUCACCCGCUGGCCCGGCUUCUACAUCCUGCAAUGGAAGUUCCACAGCAUGCCCGCCUGCGCCGCCACCAACCUGCCCCGUGUGGACGACGUGCUGGCUUCUCUCCAGGUCUCCUCCCACAAGUGCAAGGUCAUGUACUACACGGAGGUCAUCGGCUCCGAGGACUUCAGGGGCUCCAUGACCAGCUUGGAAUCAAGCCACAGCGGUUUCUCCCAGCUCAGCGCCGCCACCACUUCGUCCAGCCAGUCCCACUCCAGUUCCAUGAUUUCCAGGUAGUGCCGCCGCCAGGUGCCCGGCGGGACCUCCUCGGAGACGCCCCCCAGCCCGGCAGCGGGACUGGCAGUGACUCUGGCCCGGAAUAAGGCCCUCUAGCUAAGCCCCGCCUGCCUGCCGGCCGGAGCUUAAAUGGGGCGGUCAGUCCCGAGGCCUGACUCUGAGGACAGGUGGUCCUCACCCGCCC